AUGCGAAAGAAAAAGAGAAAGGAGUUAAAGGAAGGAGGAGGAAAGAAAAGAGGGAGAGAGAUUGGUACGGUUUGGGUUGGGGUGGAGGCUUGGGUGGGGGAGAAAGGCCCGGGGCCAGGUUCGGCAGGAAACCCUAAAAGCAAGCAUCAGUGGGUGCUUGUGAGUUUGCAACGCCCAGAUCAUGCUCAGUCUCCUCAUUCCUUUUUGUUGUGCUCGUCUCGCAUUUGCUGCUCUGCUCUGCUCGAUCCGUUUGCGGUUCAUUGCCAGGAUAUUUUCCUGGGCUUUGUGGUCAUCGGCGUUGUUGGCCUUGCAAAGGACGGGUGCAAGUGGUUAUCAACAAGAAUGGCAGCGUUUCAGAGGCUGGGCGCAUCGAGCAGGCUGCUCCGAAAUGCUCCAUCCCAGCUGACACAGACACGCAGUUUUGCAGCUGAUGCUCAUGGACCAGCGAAGGUUCCAAUGUGGGCUGCUCCUGGGAGCCCCUCCACAUGGAAGGAAGAACACUUUGUGUUUGUUUCACUAGCAGGAUGGGGAGCUCUGUUCUAUGGUGGCUACAAGUUUUUCACUAGCGGUUCCAAGAAGGGUGCUGCUGAAGUCGUUGAACAGGUUAAAGCUGGAAAGCACUGAGGGCGAAGUAAAGCUGUUCUGUUUUACUGAAGAACUUUGAGUUCUGUAGAUGAAAUAUGUUGGCAUGGAUUUUAGUGUAGAGGUUUCACACCCGGGGCCUGUAUUGAAUUGCUACCUAGUGAUUCAAGGAGCAUGUUGCAGUGUUGAUGUCUUAAAUCACUGUUAGCAGUCACAGUUCGCUUUUAGAUGUUUGAGGCGUCCAGUGCACGGUUUAUUUCAACCAGUGACACGCGCAUUUUACACUAAUGUAAAAGUGAUGUUUGUGGCAUCAUCAGUGCUUGAAAAAUGAAAGGGAAAUUUCUAAAUA
Molecule: messenger RNA, 931 nt
Organism: Physcomitrium patens
Lineage: Eukaryota; Viridiplantae; Streptophyta; Bryopsida; Funariales; Funariaceae
Source: RefSeq, a predicted model, not a curated record